This is a messenger RNA of Pipistrellus nathusii (Nathusius's pipistrelle), 675 nucleotides long. The record is from the annotation of a GenBank genome assembly. Lineage: Eukaryota; Metazoa; Chordata; Mammalia; Chiroptera; Vespertilionidae.
AUGGAGAAGGCCAGAAAGCGUCCCAGGGAGCCCAGUGGCGACUCCACGCGUGCGAGCCACAGGCAGCCCUCGGCGGCCCCCGCGGGCCCGGAGUCCAGCGACACCGACGCCCUCCGGGGCCAGCGACCCCAGGAAGCGAAGCAAGCCUCGGAACCCCAGGGCCCAGGCCAAGGCCGAGGCCCCAGCACACGUGCUCAAGACGACGUCUCCGACCUCCAGGCAGGUGCUAGCAGAGAUCGCCAGUCUUCUGCGCCCGCAGCCCUCAAGCCCAGGCGCAAGGGACCCGCUGCCAAGGAGCACAAGGACAAGGAGAGCGUGCCCGAAGGGGACCCCGAGGGGGAGGCCCUGAAGAUGCGGCUCCUGCUGUCGAAUUUCUCCCAGGAGCAGCUGACCCGCUAUGAGGUGUACCGCCGCUCCGCCUUCCCCAGGGCGGCCGUGAAGCGGGUGAUCCAGAGCGCCGCGGGCGGCGCCCCCGUGGAACAGAACGCGCUCAUCGCCAUGGCCGGCAUGGCCAAGGUCUUUGUUGGCGAGGUGGUGGAAGAGGCCCUGGACGUGUGCCACAGCUGGGGGGAGAAGCCCCCCCUGCAGCCCAAGCAUCUCAGGGAAGCCGUGCGCAGGCUGAGCGCCAAGGGCAAGGUGCCCCGGGUCCGGCCCAGAAGCGCCUUGCUCCCCUAG